This is a messenger RNA of Caenorhabditis bovis, 339 nucleotides long. NCBI's taxonomy places the organism in Eukaryota, Metazoa, Nematoda, Chromadorea, Rhabditida, Rhabditidae. The record is from the annotation of a GenBank genome assembly.
AUGUCGAAAUUUUUAAUUCUCCUUACUUUUAUGGUAUUUACAAUUAAUGCUCAUCCAGUUCCACCCACCGCCGAUGAAGCGAAGCAAGAACUCAUAAAUGCUGGAGUAUCAGCUGAAACCGCUGACGGAAUUGUUUCGAUAGCUGAAAAAUACAAAGACCAAUUUGAACAAGGAAAAUCUGACCGUGAAGUCGCCAAGGCGGCUUUUGAAUCGUUCCACAAUGAAGUUCAAGAGUUCAUCAAGACUCAGCCGCAAUCUGAUCAGGAUGCCUACAAUGCCUUUGUCGAAAAGAGAAAAGCCGAACAUAUGCAACACCACAACCACGAGGAGUCCGCAUAA